Messenger RNA from Orbilia oligospora ATCC 24927, 1293 nucleotides. RefSeq lists its product as uncharacterized. Gene Ontology annotation, biological process: regulation of DNA-templated transcription. The transcript has 2 exons. The record is from RefSeq and is a predicted model, not a curated record. Gene Ontology annotation, molecular function: zinc ion binding; DNA-binding transcription factor activity, RNA polymerase II-specific. Bases 1 to 1293 code for a protein of 430 amino acids. NCBI's taxonomy places the organism in Eukaryota, Fungi, Ascomycota, Orbiliomycetes, Orbiliales, Orbiliaceae.
AUGGGAAGCCAAGUUGGAAAAAGCUUCCACGAAAAAGAGACUCAUGAGAGGCCAAAUCAUGACAAUAUCGAUCAAGUAUGGAGUACGUUGGUGGACGAAUCUAUCCCUCUGAACAGGACAUCUCGAGAAGGCACCCCACGACCGAAGAGUGAAUACAAGCCGGAAGAAGAGAUAAACCAAGAGAAGAAGAGUAUGGAAGACGAUCUAAGUGGUGGACACGAAAGCAUCAUGAUUCCAGUAGAAUCCACCAAACUGUCACCCAUACCAGAACUCGGCACACCUGGAAGCUCCAUAUGUCCAGAAGCUCCGGCAGUAGCUAGUUCCCCAGACUCCAACAAAAAUAUUCCUAUUACAGAGGAUAGCUCCGACGAGAAAUAUCCCCGCGACACCCCUCCACCUCCUUGUCCAUCGAAAAAUAUUCAAAGCCAUUCUUCUUCAUCCCUAGUUUGUUCAGUCAUAGCUGCUGCAUCUCCGGACCUAAACCCUCCAUCGCCCUUUACCCUACACUCUGAGCCACUUAUACUUCAACACCAAAACAUGGACAACAAGGACACGACCAUCCCCAGAAGGAAGAGGAAAAGUCCAUCCGUGGGCCUUUCGAAUCAGAAACCCAAAAAACCGAAGAUCAUGGCCGAGCCAAAGAAGGCUCCGGCGUGCAAGUCGUGCUACCACAAGCAUAUUGGCUGCGAUAGACAAGACGAAAACGAACCUUGUCGAGCCUGCGAGAAAAGAAAGCAGCCCUGCGAACGAAAUGACGUUCGAGUAGUUAAAGGGGAGAAAACGGUGGUGAAGAAAGAUCCCGUACCUAGCGAAUCCUCCCAUGUAGUCCGAGAAACUUCCCAAGAGGGUGGCUUUGCCGCCUCCUCUAGCAUCAGAGCGGUAUCUGUCACGGGAGCAGAUGGGGAUGAAGAUCAGAGCGAAUGUGGACGAGGAGCCGAGGAAGAAGAAGAAGAAGAAGAAGCCACUUCUAAGAGCGUGCUUAGUCAGAGCCGAGAAGGGGAUAGGGGCCACCGGGUGGAGGCUCAUGUUGGUGGAGCCGGAAUUGAAGGGGAGGAGGCCGGUGGAAAUGGAUACGCGGUGAUGACAGAUGCAGAGAAGGAGGCGGUCAAGAUAUUGAUGGGGAUGAAGAGCGUUCCGGUGAAGCAAUUAAACGAGCAGACGUCUGAUUGCUAUUUUGAAGCAAUCAGGGGCAUUUUGAUAGAGGAGGUGGAAGAUGAAAGGAAAAGAAGAGUGGGAUUGAAGAUGCUUGAGAAAUUAAAGUGGCAGAUGACAUGGCUCAGUGGUUGUGACUAG